CAAAAGCAAGUCAGCGGAUUUCAAGCUUUUAAGUGUUACCAAUCUCAACUUACAUAAGUUGUCCACUGUUUGGCAAUAUUCACGCGUUAAAUAACUCCGUCGUAGUAAAAAUUUGCUCAAAAUGUUGUUAAAUUUCGUCAAAUCCUUCCCUGUUCUGUCGAAAUCGUCCGCUUUGGCUGGAAACUGUGUCCGAACACUGUCCGCCACGAAGCGUUGUUUCUCCACAACGAAUACCAACGCGCGUCAAGAGCUCCAGCUCACCUAUCUAACCGAGGACGAUAAACAGGGCAUUGCCGUGCUGGGAUUGAAUCGCGCGAAAGCUCGAAACUCUUUCAGCCGUUCGCUGGUGGAUCACAUCUUGGAGUCAAUCGAAGUUCUAGCCCACGAUAAGAAUGUCCGCGUUGUCAUUUUGCGCAGUUUGGUUCCGGGAAUUUUCUGUGCUGGGGCCGACCUGAAAGAGCGAGCCACCAUGACCCAACAGGAUGUUGGACGGUUCGUGACUAAGCUACGCCUAAUGAUGUCCAAUAUCGAACAGUUGCCUGCUCCGGUUAUUGCGGCUAUUGAUGGACCAGCUCUGGGAGGUGGUUUAGAGAUGGCCCUGGCAUGCGAUAUGCGCGUUGUGACCAGCAAUGUGAAGUUGGGUCUGGUUGAAACUAAGCUGGGAAUUAUCCCCGGAGCCGGUGGAACUCAACGUCUUCCAAGAAUCCUGAACCCUGCGAUCGCCAAGGAGCUGAUCUUCACCGCUCGACAGAUCUCCGGAGAGGAAGCCAAAUCUUUGGGUAUUGCUAACUACGCUGUCAAGCCUAACGAAGAUGGGGAUGCUGCUUUCCAGAAAGCAUUGGAGCUGGCUAUGGAGAUCGUUCCGAACGGACCGGUUGGAGUCAGAAUGGCCAAAAAAGCGAUCGAUAAGGGACUUCAGGUUGAUUUAGCCACCGGAUGUGCCAUUGAGGAAGCUUGUUACGCACAGAUCAUUCCUACCAAGGAUCGAUUGGAAGGGUUGAAGGCGUUUGCGGAAAAACGCAAGCCUAAAUUUGUUGGAGAAUAAGAUGAUUUCGUUUUGUUAUUUUACUCAGGUUUGUUGUAACGGCUAUGUGAUAAGAAUGUGCAUUUAUUUUUCCUAUUAAACGCAAAAUGGCUUAAAGCUAG
Molecule: messenger RNA, 1146 nt
Organism: Aedes aegypti (yellow fever mosquito)
Lineage: Eukaryota; Metazoa; Arthropoda; Insecta; Diptera; Culicidae
Product: methylglutaconyl-CoA hydratase, mitochondrial
Exons: 2
Coding region: 122-1045 (307 amino acids)
Biological process (GO): fatty acid beta-oxidation
Cellular component (GO): mitochondrion
Molecular function (GO): enoyl-CoA hydratase activity
Source: RefSeq, a predicted model, not a curated record